This is a messenger RNA of Gymnodraco acuticeps, 5373 nucleotides long. RefSeq names its product glutamate receptor, ionotropic, kainate 2 (gene grik2). The record is from RefSeq and is a predicted model, not a curated record. Gene Ontology annotation, biological process: monoatomic ion transport; modulation of chemical synaptic transmission; synaptic transmission, glutamatergic. Gene Ontology annotation, molecular function: kainate selective glutamate receptor activity; transmitter-gated monoatomic ion channel activity involved in regulation of postsynaptic membrane potential. NCBI's taxonomy places the organism in Eukaryota, Metazoa, Chordata, Actinopteri, Perciformes, Bathydraconidae. Gene Ontology annotation, cellular component: postsynaptic membrane; presynaptic membrane; plasma membrane. Bases 537 to 3185 code for a protein of 882 amino acids. The transcript is spliced from 16 exons.
GAACGAAUGGGAAAAUCAGUGCACGACAUUGGGAAAAGAGGGGAAAGGGAGCGGGGAUAGUGCAUGAGCUGGUUUUCGGCUGGUGAUAUUGUGGUCAGCAGCAGGAACAUGCCCGGUACCCCCUGUGCGCUCCCCCACCGGUGCGACGUCAGAGGAGUGUGUGCGGCAGUGCAGCAGGAGGAGCUCACACACACCGCCGCUCCGCUCUCACACACUCUCGCGCUGGAUCUCACCCCCUCUCCAAUCUCUGUCUUUCAGUAGAUGGAUUUCUUCAAGCUCUGCCCUGCCUAACAUGGACGCCCAGCCACCUCCGCCGCCACCCCCUCCUCCAUCCCCAUCAGCUGAGUCGGAGGGCUGCUUCUCCUUGGCGCAGUGAGCUGGACACGCAGUGCUGUUUUUCUGCUGAAUGGAUGUUAGGGAGAGCGUUACUCUGCCCGCCGGUGGUGCCCAGUCGCCCUGCUUCACGUUAGAGAGAAAACACUUCUGGGGAAUAUACGGAUUCAGGGAAUAAAGCUCCCGCGCGACUCAGCAGCACCAUGAAGACCACCUCCCUGCUCAUCCUCACUGCGAGGGUCCGGAGCUCCGUCAGGCUGCUGCUGCUGCUGCACUCUGUGGGAUUUUCUCAUGGGAUGCCACACGUCUUGAGAUUUGGGGGAAUAUUCGAGUCCAUUGAAAGCGGCCCAUCCGGUGCUGAGGAACUAGCCUUUAAAUUUGCUUUAAACACAAUCAACAGGAACAGAACCCUACUGCCAAACACCACGCUCACCUACGACAUCCAAAGGAUAAACAUCUAUGACAGCUUCGAAGCCUCCAGGAAAGCCUGUGACCAGCUCUCUCUGGGGGUGGCGGCCAUCUUCGGGCCCUCUCACAGCUCCUCAGCCAACGCCGUCCAGUCCAUUUGCAAUGCCCUGGGGGUGCCACACAUCCAGACCAAGUGGAAGCACCAAGUGUCGGACAACAGAGAUUCGUUCUACGUCAGCCUCUUCCCAGACUUCUCCUCCCUCAGCCGGGCCAUCCUGGACCUGGUCCACUUCUUCAAGUGGAAGACGGUCACUGUGGUUUAUGAUGACAGCACUGGUCUGAUUCGGUUGCAAGAACUCAUAAAGGCUCCGUCCCGAUACAACAUCCGGCUAAAGAUCCGCCAGCUGCCUGCAGACUCUAAGGAUGCUAAGCCGCUGCUGAAAGAGAUGAAGAGGGGGAAGGAGUUCCACAUCAUCUUCGACUGUGGCCAUGAAAUGGCUGCUGGGAUCCUGAAGCAGGCUCUCUCCAUGGGGAUGAUGACAGAGUAUUAUCACUAUAUCUUCACCACACUGGAUCUGUUUGCGCUGGACGUGGAGGCGUAUCGAUACAGUGGUGUGAACAUGACUGGCUUCAGGAUCCUCAGCACGGAGAACAGCCAGGUGGCCUCCAUCAUCGAGAAAUGGUCCAUGGAGCGACUCCAAGCACCCCCCAAACCUGACUCUGGUCUACUGGACGGCUUCAUGACCACGGACGCCGCGCUCAUGUACGAUGCCGUGCACGUGGUGGCCGUGGCUGUGCAGCAGUCUCAGCAGAUCACUGUCAGCUCGUUACAGUGCAACCGACACAAGCCCUGGCGCUUUGGGAACCGCUUCAUGGCCCUCAUCAAAGAGGCCCACUGGGAUGGCCUGACCGGAAGAAUAAUCUUCAACCGGACCAAUGGCUUGAGGACUGACUUUGACCUCGAUGUUAUCAGUCUGAAGGAAGAAGGGCUUGAGAAGAUUGGUACCUGGGACCCUCCAAGCGGACUGAACAUGACGGACAACCAAAGGGGGAAGACGACCAACGUCUCUGACUCCUUAUCCAACCGCUCCCUGGUCGUCUCCACCAUACUGGAAGAGCCAUAUGUGAUGUUCAAGAAGUCUGACAAGCCGCUGUACGGGAACGACCGCUUCGAGGGAUUCUGCAUAGACCUGCUGAGAGAGCUGGCCAGCAUCCUGGGCUUCACGUACGAGGUCCGCCUGGUGGAGGACGGGCGGUACGGCGCCCAGGACGAGAACACGGGCCAGUGGAACGGCAUGAUCAAGGAGCUCAUGGACCACAGAGCUGAUCUUGCAGUGGCUCCCCUCGCCAUCACAUACGUGCGAGAGAAGGUUAUCGACUUCUCCAAACCCUUCAUGACGCUGGGUAUAAGUAUACUGUACCGCAAGCCAAACGGGACCAACCCUGGGGUCUUCUCCUUCCUCAACCCCCUGUCGCCUGAUAUCUGGAUGUAUAUUCUGCUGGCUUACUUGGGUGUCAGUUGUGUGCUGUUUGUCAUAGCCAGGUUUAGUCCCUACGAGUGGUAUAACCCCCACCCUUGCAACCCCGACUCGGAUGUAGUGGAAAACAAUUUCACCCUGCUAAAUAGUUUCUGGUUUGGAGUUGGAGCUCUCAUGCAGCAAGGGUCUGAGCUCAUGCCCAAAGCCCUCUCCACCAGAAUUGUAGGAGGAAUCUGGUGGUUUUUCACGCUCAUCAUCAUCUCUUCUUACACGGCGAACCUGGCGGCCUUCCUCACCGUGGAGAGGAUGGAGUCGCCCAUCGAUUCUGCUGACGACCUGGCCAAGCAGACAAAGAUAGAAUACGGGGUGGUGGAGGACGGCUCCACCAUGACCUUCUUCAAGAAAACCAAGAUCUCCACGUAUGAUAAGAUGUGGGAGUUCAUGAGCAGUCGGAGGCACUCGGUGAUGGUGAAGGACAUCGAGGAGGGCAUCCACCGUGUGCUCACCUCGGACUACGCGUUCCUCAUGGAGUCCACCACCAUAGAGUUUGCCACCCAGCGCAAUUGCAACCUCACGCAGAUCGGAGGCCUCAUUGACUCCAAAGCCUACGGGGUGGGCACCCCAAUGGGCUCUCCGUACCGAGAUAAGAUCACUAUAGCCAUCCUGCAGCUUCAGGAGGAGGGCAAGCUGCACAUGAUGAAGGAGAAGUGGUGGAGAGGAAACGGCUGUCCGGAGGAGGAUAGCAAGGAGGCCAGCGCCCUGGGGGUGCAGAACAUCGGGGGCAUCUUCAUCGUGCUGGCUGCCGGACUCGUCCUCUCCGUGUUCGUGGCCGUGGGGGAGUUCCUCUACAAGUCCAAACAGAACGCACAACUUGAGAAGGCCCAAUGGCGACAACGAGAUAAGAAACGUGAGGAAUUCUGCUGUCACCAUGGAUCCAAGCUAGACUUUAACCACCAUCUCAAAUGACCUCAAGAAAAACUCCAGAAACUUGUUUUCUGUUGUAAUCUAACAUGAUCUAAAACUUCCCAAAACUAUUGAACUGUUUUUAUUUGUUGACACCCCCGAGGGAAUGGGAACACUAAGAGCAGUUUAAUAAAAGGAAGUUUGAAAUGCUGGCGGUAAUAUACAGUUGGAUCACAGGCCCUUUGCUCUGCUGCAUGACCCAUGACCUCUACACACACACACCCACUAACACCCCCCCCCCCCCACUGCUGCUGCUGCUGUCCAUCUCCAUCUCCUGCUAUCAAUGAUGCUCACUGUGCACAUCUGAGGCAUUCAGCUCAUCCACUAGAGCUCCCAACACCAUCCUGACACUGAGAAUGUGCUGAUAGAGACGUCAGAGAAAUAAUUGGGGCAAGUAGUGAACAUACAUAAUGGGUGAAAUAGUGAAAUAUGUACUUAGGUUGUCAUAAAUGCUCAGUUUCACAUACUCACUUGUUGUAGGACAAUAAUCAUAAUAUAUAUCUUAAUCCAGACCUAUUCAGCUGCCGAUCAUACACGGCAAAAACUGAAACGUUGACUUUAAAUAAAUGUAAUUUUCUCAACAAAUGUCACAUUAGGUUAGUUGAAAGCAAUAAUAUUAAGUUGAACCCAACAUUGUAUAUUUAAAAUUAAUAUUAUUGCUUUCAACUAACCGAAUAGAGUUAUGUGAAAUCUGACACAAUACAUUCAGUUAAAGUCAUGGGUUAAGUUUCUUCAGAGUAUUUAAACUGCUUCACUCAUUUGAAGCCAUGUGUUGUAUAGGCUAGAUGCAGCUGAUCAAAUGGAUUAUAAUACACACAAAUGUUGUGUGAAAUUAAUCAUUUUGUACAUAACGUAUGUCCUCAAACGUGACACUGUAAAUGUAUACUCAUUUUCGUCACAAUUGAAGGAUAUAUAUACUUAAACGUUUUUAUAUGAGUGUUUUUUGCAUUAGCAGAUCAAAUAGCAGCUAUUUUAUACUCGGCUGAAAGACUUAUGGUGAAACAGUAGAAGCACUUUAGAAGCACAUUCAAAGCUAACUGUUAGCAUUAAGCUAUGCCAAGAAAUAAAACAAAUGUGACACUUUUAUUAUGUUUAUUUAUUUGUAUCAUCAUUGUUAGUCAUUACUGUGGACAGAGCGGCAUCAUGCCAACAAUAUACAUGUAUCAUGUUUGGAGGUGGAGAAAGCCAUGUGUUUUUUAGUGGAGACAAAUAAGAAACAAACACAACAGAAGGAACUCUAGGUUAUUUUAGAUUAAGAAAAUGCACAUUCUAAAAAAACAUAAUAAGGUAGUUAAUAUAUUGCGUACUGAAUUAAUAGUGUUAUAACUUUCUGCAUAAGCACAUGACUUAUAUAUACAAGUUGUAUACAUGAUGUUAUAUGCUGCUGACCAGUUUAAAUACUGCACAACAUGUUAACUUAGUAUAUUUAGUAUAUCUAGGUCAUUUUAUACAACUUAAUCAAAACAUUUUUAGGAAGCUUUUUGUAUAUAUUCUAAUAUCAAACUGUCAGAGGCGUGGACUGAUUCUUAAGACAUAUCUAAAUGUUAUACAAUAUUUAAAGGGAGAUUACCCAAAGAAUAGUUAUCCGAUAGUUUAAAUAGACAUGUUGUUCUGUCUCUCUAGAAAAAAGAAGCAUCCAUUAUAUUCUGUGGAGCUCCACGCCACUUAUCCUGGAGAGUCCACAAACAGCCUCCUCUUACAUCUGAUGCAUUGAUUGUACAGAGUUCAGCGUGGCCCACUCACCCUGUAUCCAUUGAUCAGAUGCCCCUAGCGUGUCAUUAUGAACAGUGAAAACACUCAGAUAUGCUAACAUGUAAUAAAACAUACAUAUCGUUUCAAUACUGUGAAGGCCAUGGCCCCAGACUUACUCAUGUUACUUUAUCACAGUAAUGUUUACCUGCUUAUGGGUCUAUGAGAUCAUUCUAUUACCAUUAUUAAAAAGUGACCGUGAAAAGGCAUUUCUUGAAGAAAAUACAUCUAAAACAUCUUAGAUGAUGAUUGUAUUUGUGUAAGUGUUUCCCUCUACACAGUUGUGCAAAAUAAGAUACGUAAAAAAAUGUGUAUAUUGAUUAAAUCUAUUCAAAUAUUGGAUAAAUAUGUUUUCUUAAUGGAAAAAAAACGAUUUACAAAUGUGCUAUAAGUCUUAAACAUGGAUUACUGUUGUUAAUAAAAGUACAACUCUACAUUUUAA